Molecule: messenger RNA, 1314 nt
Organism: Moneuplotes crassus
Lineage: Eukaryota; Ciliophora; Spirotrichea; Euplotida; Euplotidae
Source: the annotation of a GenBank genome assembly
UUUCUUAAGAAGAAUUAAAUUUUAACAAUCAGAAUGAAAGAUUUUAAAUUGAUUCUUGCAUUGAUGUCAAUUCUUACUGUGAGCGUCUUCGCUUACAGUAGAAAUGAAAGAAUUGUCAAUGGAGAAGAGCUUAAGGAACUACUAAUUGACAAUAACCAAAAUAUUAUCACUACUGUUUGGUUUAAGAAUGAUAAAUUCAACAAUGAACACAACAAGAGAAAUCUAAUCGUUGCAGGAAGUAUCAAGAAAUUGCUUUCAAAGUGUCAUCCAGAUGCUAUUUACACACAAGCUGACCUCUCAGACUACAAUUCAGAUAAGCAAGGAUUCGAAAGGGUUGCUCAGGAGUGGAACUUGAACACAAAUGAGCUUGAUGAUGGCCCAAUGGUCAUGGUGAUGUACCAACAGAAUGGAGAAAUGCACUGGGCUUCUUACGACACCCUCCUGAUUAAACUAGUUCAAGCGGUUGAUAGAGACAUAAGAAACGAAGAGAUCACUAGUUUUGGAAAAAGACCCCAACAAUGCAGAGUAAGCCUGGAUUAUGCUGCUUUGGAUGAAUACUCCAAAAACAAUCCAUGGAGUAGAUACUCUGGACCUGUAAACCCAACCUCUAGGUACCCGUCUGAUCCAUAUGCGAGAAACGGAGGCUCCUCAGGAGGUUACAGUGGAGGAAGCCAAAAUUAUAACGGUGGAAAUUCAUAUAGUUCUAACGGAGGAUAUUCGAAUGGGGGUUAUGGUUCUUCAGAUUAUGGAAGUUCAGGAUCAGGAAGUUAUGGAUCCUCAGGAAGCGGAUCAUCAGGUUCAAAUUAUGGAUCAAGCAGUGGUACAAGUGGUAGCUCUUCUGGAAGUGGUACUUCAGGAAGCGGAACUUCAGGAAGCGGAACUUCAGGAAGCGGAACCUCUGGAAGCGGAACCUCUGGAAGUGGAACCUCUGGAAGUGGAACCUCUGGAAGUGGAACCUCUGGAAGUGGAACAUCUGGAAGUGGAACAUCUGGAAGUGGAACCUCAGGAAGUGGAACCUCAGGAAGCAGUACUUCAGGAAGCAGUACUUCAGGAAGCGGAACUUCAGGAAGUGGAACUUCAGGAGAUAGUACCUCUGGAAGCGGAACAUCUGGCUCUUCAGACUCUGGUAGUGGCUCUUCAGGAUCAUCAACCUCAGGAAGCUCCUCAACUAGCUCUGGAGGUAGUACUUCAGGAUCAUCAAGUUCAGGAAGCAGCAGCUCCACAUCAGACAGUGGUUCUUCAAGUUCAUCUUCAAGUGGGGAUAAGAAAUUCUCACUAUCUGAGCCAGACAAAGCUUUUAGUUGGAGACGUUAA